CAAUUUGAUGGUCAAAAAUCGAAUUUUAAAUACCUCAAUGACAUUCAAGAGUUGGUGACUGUGAUUGACAAGAAAGGAACUAACAAAUGGACAUAGCUCUCUUCUCCACAUCAUCUCUCUUCGCCGAAGAAGAUGAUGACGAUGACAUUCAUACCAAGGAUGAGGAAAACGCUGAGACUCAUGAAACUUAUGUUGAGAGGAAGCAUCAGUUCCCUGGAAUGGAAUUGAUUAUCCGAGAAUUUUCCUUUCAUCAACUGAAUGCUAAUUUGCUCUGGCCAGGAACUUUUGCAUUUGCAGAAUGGUUAGUUCAACACAGAUCAUGCAUUGAAGGACGGCGUACCAUUGAGUUGGGGAGUGGCACAGGUGCUUUGGCCAUAUUUCUUCGAAAAUCAUAUAAUCUUGAUAUUACAACUUCAGACUAUGAUGAUCAAGAAAUAAUGGAGAACAUAGCUCACAAUUGUGGUGCAAAUGAUUUACCUGUCAUUCCUCAUAUAAAACACACUUGGGGAGACAAGUUUCCAAAUUCUGACCCUGAUUGGGACCUGAUAAUUGCGAGUGACAUCUUAUUGUAUGUGAAACAGUAUCCGAAUCUGAUACAGACGAUUUCAUUUCUUCUCAAAAGUUACAAGCACGGUGAUAGAACUACAGUUUCUCCGACUGGGAAUGAUGAGACACAUGGAGAUGUAGUGUUGCCUUGGCCAGCUUUUCUGAUGAGCUGGAGACGUAGAAUUGGAAAGGAAGACGAGUCGAUUUUCUUCAAUGGAUGUGAGAAUGCUGGUCUAGAAGUGAAGCAUAUCGGAUCCCGUGUAUAUUGCAUCAGUCCCAUUGAAAAUGAGAAGUCAAACAAAUGCUUGAUGAAAAAAGUUAGUGUUCAAGCUUCCGCUGGAGGAGAAUGAAAUGAAAAUUGGAAAUUAACAUAGUUUAAUUUGCUGCAACUAGUAACUGAUAGUCACACCUUUUAUUGGCACACUUAAUUCAUGUAAGUUCAAAAUUAUUCAUACAGUGAAGGUAUAAUUGACAAAAUAGUUAAUGUAACAUUGAAUGUUCCUUUUUGAGAACAAAAAACACAUCAGUGAACGUUCCAAAAGUGCUCCAUACUCUGCUCCUUUGGGAGAUGGUCUUACUAUUCAAGUUGGUUACAUUCUUUCUUCUUUUCUAGUGAUGAUGUUAUUAUUUGCCACCGUCUGAUUCUCAAACUGAUGUGUCUUUCUGUCCGGAUGCUGCUACACGAUCUUUAGCAAAGGGGGACCAAUUUUGAUUCAAUUAUUUCUCUAGCUGAAGUUGACGUCGGCAUCAAGUAUCGUGGGCAUAAACUUGGUCACGUGGAAACGAGGGGUUGGCACGUGAAGGGAUGGGGUUCAGAACAUGUGUUUGGUGAGCUUGAGUUUGGGGGACUUCCUUCUCCAGAUGUGGCACAUUUGAUGCAGGAUCUGGCUAAGAAGAGGGUUCAUUUUCACACUGCUGUUGGAGUUGUGGGAAACCUUGGACUUUUUGCCUUUCACUUCCCUAAAAUUUUCAAGGUAAAACUAUCAUGUGAGGUUUUGGUGAAUACAAAGAACCAUACCAUUGUACAUCAACAUUGUGUUGAAAAGGUAAAGCUUAAGAAACCGUUAUAGACCUGGCCUUGUUGAGGUCUUACAACAAUCUCUUUGGAUAACUUGACAUUGCAGUAUUUGUCAAUUAAUCAUUUAAUCUACUUAUCUUGCACACUAAGUCUGUUUAUGCUUUCAAUCAUAAAAAUGAAGGACUGAUUAUGGGAUGGGGCGAAGCGCAAAAGAUGGUAGUCCUCAUCGAUCAAUAUGUAUACAUCGAUCUCUACACAUACAAAUAUAUCGCAAGUUUGAAAUAUAUUAAGAGUUUAAUUUAUAUACAUUGUUAGUG
Molecule: messenger RNA, 1881 nt
Organism: Medicago truncatula (barrel medic)
Lineage: Eukaryota; Viridiplantae; Streptophyta; Magnoliopsida; Fabales; Fabaceae
Product: EEF1A lysine methyltransferase 3
Exons: 9
Coding region: 87-896 (269 amino acids)
Source: RefSeq, a predicted model, not a curated record